AUAGAGGUCUUCUGAGUGGAUCAGCUCUCCAUUCUUACAGAAGACCUCAGGAACAAACUUCGGAUUGAACGAAUGUGCUGAACGAGACGCAGUCAGGGAGACAGCAUUUUGAUGGGCAUGGAUAUCGUGUUAACCGUGGCAAUGGUGGAGGUCGUGUGCGUCGCCCUUGGAGUCAUAGGAUUAAUACUGACCAUUGUGAUCUGUGCACUCCCCACCUGGAGUGUGACAACCAUUAUAACCGGUAACGUUGCCACCACAGAGGUGGUCUGGUACGGCCUGUGGAUGUACUGUGUGACCCAAGGCACAGGACAGACACAGUGUGAGGUAUACAACUCUGUCUGUCUAUGGUGUGGAUCAUUACUAUGGGACAGUUGGAAAUAUGGUCUGCAGCCUGCCAGAGCCAUGAUCCUCACUGCCAUCAUCCUGGUGGUUCUGGGGGUCAUGGUCUCCAUGGUCGGAGCCAAGUGUACCAACUGCAUCAAAGACAAAACGUCUCAGGCCAAGAUGAUAAUUAUCGCUGGAAUACUUUUCAUCCUGGCUGGAAUUCUCAUCCUCAUCCCCGUUUCCUUGGUAGCCAUACCAAUUAUCAACGACUCCUCCACGCGGAUCGAAGAGAAGCCUGAGCUGGGGAACUCACUGUACCUCGGCUGGGUGGCAGCCUCCCUGCUCCUGAUUGGAGGGGUCACACUGUGCAUCAAAGAGGGAGUCUUUGGAUGGAUAAUGGGAAUCUUUGGAUGGAUAGUCUCCCUAGUGCUCUGUGUUAUCUCUGUAUGGUUCCCAUACAAUCAUUAUCCUGAGCCCCAAUAUAGGAACAUAUGGAAGAUUCUGAUGACGACCUCCAUCUCCUCCAUCCUGGGAGCUCUAGGAGUGAUGGGGUCCAUCUUUGGGACCAAGUGCUGUAACUGCAUCAGGAGUAACAGGACCAGGGUCAAGGCCAGGUUUAUCGUUGGAACAUUCUUCAUCCUGGCUGGUAUCCUGCAGCUCACCACUCUGUUUUUGGUUGACCAUUACUUAAGAACGGAUUUCCACCUGCUGCUCUACCCUUUCGUCCUGUUUACCCAACGUGACCUGGUUAUUUUAGCUGAAGUCUGUAGGUGGUCCGCCUCCAUGCUCCUGAUAGGAGGGACCAUACUCUGCUGUUCCAUAUUCAAGAGGAACCAGUCAGACUCAUCGAUGACUCAAUCAACCUCCCGCUAACAGCUCUGUCUGCAACAGGUCAUAGAGGAGUUUAUGUCAUAUUGUGGUGGGAUCAUAGUCUGGUGUAGCUGCUGCUACGGCUUUAACAGAGAGGCUGUACUUUCUUUAAAUGAAAACAAUGGAGAUAAUAUAAUUGUGAUUCUAUAUGUAAUUAUAUGAUAAAAUAACCUCUAUACUUUCUGUUCAAUGUUAGAAUAUCGGAAGGGACCAGAUAGGUGUGAAAGCAACAUAGUUAUUGUUCCACUUUGUCUUUAAUAAGUGUUACGAAUCCCUUUGGCCCUGCAGUCUAGGGGGGAUGGCAACCAGACCGUAACAUAAAUCAUGCAAAUUAUAAUAGUGAUAAGAAACAGUGAGAACCAAUAACCACAGACAACUACAAUCUACCGUCAAACUCUAAUGGUUUAUUUAUAAACACACGGUAAUGGGGUGUGAGAAAAGGGGCUGAACUGGACCCAAGCAAAGAAACAAUAAUCCAAAAACACCCCUAAGGUAGACUAGCCUACCUCAAUAACAGCUAGCUAACUAACCAAAAAUACAGUGGGUGGUCCGCCCAGUUCUAACUAGGGUACUUAGACAAAAUAUUCCUACGGGUAAUGUAUGCCCAUGGGCAACUUGUCUUGGUACCCCCUUUUCUCACCAACAAACAAACAGUCAACACUUUAACAAAAACAAUACUCACAGGUGGGAUGGACAAAGUGACAUGUAGUUGCAAACCAAAAGAGAGAUCAAUACAGAAAGCGAGCUGGGAACAUAGAGCGAGAUUGAGAGAGAAUGAGCACAAAGAUUGAUCACAGAGUGAGAAUGAGCUAGCGAGAGAUUACAACUGACUGGGGUUUUAAACCAAGGGAAAGGGACUGUGAUAGGUUGAGGGAAAAGGAACAGGUGUCUUCUGAUUGGGGACUGAUUGAUGACUGAUUGGGGAGUGAUGAUUGUCACCUGUGAGGGGAGAAGGAGAGAAAAGAAAUACACAGGAUACACACUUGUAUCCGUAACAAUCAGUCAAAGAGGAGUUUAUGACAUAUUGUGUUCAAAUAUUCAGUUAAUUUAGACUGGGAGGAGAAGUUCCUGAGGAGACUGCAAUGAAGGGACAUAUUCUGACUUUUUCCUCUCUGAUGUCAUUUACCAGUAUUGAUAUAUCUCUUUAUGUUUCUUUAAAAUGGGAUGAAUUUAUUAAGUAGAGAAAGAAUUGAAUCAGUAGUUGAUUGUUUAACCCUGUUAAAUAUGUUCAAAUAAAAUAAUUGUAUCUGACUGAAAAACA
Molecule: messenger RNA, 2455 nt
Organism: Salmo salar (Atlantic salmon)
Lineage: Eukaryota; Metazoa; Chordata; Actinopteri; Salmoniformes; Salmonidae
Cellular component (GO): membrane; bicellular tight junction
Molecular function (GO): structural molecule activity
Source: RefSeq, a predicted model, not a curated record